Aspergillus luchuensis is the source of this 900-nucleotide messenger RNA. RefSeq lists its product as uncharacterized. The coding region runs from base 1 to 900 and encodes 299 amino acids. The transcript is spliced from 5 exons. The record is from RefSeq and is a predicted model, not a curated record. NCBI's taxonomy places the organism in Eukaryota, Fungi, Ascomycota, Eurotiomycetes, Eurotiales, Aspergillaceae.
AUGAGCCACCCAGGCGCCCAUUUGGAAGCCGAGGACUGGCCUCUUCCGCUGUCCGUAUCUCGACCAGAAAGCAUAGUCUCUUCCUCCACAAGCUCUUCCGGUCCCAGCUAUGCCACAUCGCCUAUUUUCCCACCUCCGCUGAGUCGUACGGCUUCUUCAAUUGGAUCCCGGUCGAGGCAGGCUUCAUGCUUCUCCUUAUACGAAGACACCUGCCGCUUACCGCUGAACCAUUCUGUGACCAUCUCCUUCGUUCGGAGCAGUAAACUCUUCAAGCUACGCUUCACUUGCAUCGACAUACGCAAGGAUGCCACGGGGAGUUUGAAGAGUCUUGAGUUGGGCGGGGGACCGGGUCAGCAGACUCCUUUGAUACAUACUUUCAACGAUACCAAGCUUCCGGUUCCCCAUCUUGAGCAUCCAAAGCUCCCGAACGAGUCGUCGCUGCGCGUUUCCUUCAUGGACGAGCAAACCGUUCAAUCGGCCCACAACGUGUUCCUCACACAAAUCUCUUAUACUUUUGAUGACUGGCAUGAUUGUGUGCAGUUCCAAGAAUUAGUCCUGGGUUCAAAAUUGGUCUUCAUAGCAGGCAUCGCCGAGGCGAAGUCCAAAGGCCGAGGGGAAGAGUGCAUCAGCCAGAACCUACGCAUUCUACGUAAUCAUAACGGCAAACAAGUCAUGCUUUUCUUUGCCAACUCACAACGGAAGGAGUUGAAGCGCUAUGUGUCCAUUCCGAUCAACUGCAUCGACAGCUUCAAUCCGGGCAAGAAGGCAGGAAAGCCGGUGGUUCUCCAGUUGCAGCCCAACUUUGACAUUCUCUCCCAGAUGAGGACAUUAUCUAUCCAAUUUCUUGAUGAUUUGGACCGGAAAGCAUUUUGCCAAUUUCUUACGGAAAGCACCACAUAA